AAACAAAAAUGAAACCCUCUACCGGGAAAAAUCUCGCCCCAGAGGCUCUGAAAAGCUCCAAUCCAUUGCCUAUGCAUCGCCUUCAUCAUUGAAAUUUCUUGUUUGUUCAAUAUUCCUGUUGUGAACGCCGGUGUCCGGUUGUUUCAGGAGAGAAAUGCAGGCGAAUGCAGACUCUGACUGCGACAUCUCCGAGGACGAUGAUUUUCAUUCAACUGAAGGAGCUAUGGAGGAAAAGGAAGAACUUCAGCUCAAUUUAAGGCUGGACAGGCUCAAAGGCAAGCAAUGUGCUCUCGAAUUCUCUCCUGCCUCUGGUGCCAAGAGGUUAAAUGAAGAUAGUCCUCCUGGUUGUGCAACUAAAAGGCAAACUGGUGUAUGCUCAUGGUUUCCAGUAAACAAAGAAACCAAGGUAGUUAAGGUUCUGAAUAACAGUGCUUCCUUUUCUUCAUCCUAUAUAGCAUACUCUGGAGCAUGCAGCUCAGAUAAAGGAAUCAGAGGCAAAGCCAAACCUAAAUUUAGGUUUCAUUCACAGAGGAGAGAACAAUCAUGCUCUGUUAUUUGUGAGGAUAGACUCUGCUCAGCAUCCAUAUCCAAGGUUUAUAAUUUAUCUGAUACCUUUGAUGCUUUUGCGUCAAGAACUGAGAAGUAUCCAGCUGCAGAAUGUCUCGAAGAUUUGGUGGAAGAAUUUGAAGACCAAUCUGACAUAGGACCUGCGCUGAACUGUGGAAAUAGUGAGAGUUCAAUUGCUGAGCUUUUAGAUGUCCUCAAAGAUAAGAAUAGCUCACUAGAUGGACAUCUUGAAUGGCGUAGCCAACUUGGAGGGAAAAUGCUCCCAAUUGUUGAGAAGAGAGCUCUUGUUACAUCUGUAGAUAGAAGGGCUGACAGUGAAGAUUCCCAUAUUUCCUCGGAUAACGAGUCAAGUGACCAUGAGGUCAAUGAUCAGAACUUGAAGCUUGCAGGCCUAUGUACAAAUGAGCAAUCAAUUACGGAUAGAUUUGAGGAAGCUUUAGUUGCUGCAUGUAUGGACGCUGAAAGGACUUCUGGGUUGGUGCCAAAUCCACUAGGAAUUGGCUUAUUUGGAAAGCUGCAGCAAGUCAUGCAGAGCGAAAAAGAAAGAGAGAUCAACUUCUUGAAUGGGCUACAUUGCAGCACAACUCCAAAUGGCUGCAUUGAUGUAAAGAUCCUAUCAAGAUACUUGGAUGCAAAGUUAACAGUAUGCUCUUGCCUCUUUAUAAACAUGGAGCGCUCUCUGUUGCAAAAUGGUGAUGAAUCCAUUGCAACCGAAGGUGAAAAAAGGACAGUUAUUUUCAGCCAACGAGUUUGCAGCGUUGUCGAACUUGAAGUUGGGAACUUAAUUCGUAUCAACCCUCCAUGGAAAGAAGUUCCGGUUGAUCGUGCUCACAAUAUUAUCUUGUCAACAUAUUUCGCCCAACUCACUUGAGAUCUUUAGAAGGAAUGUUGCAUAUUCACCUGAUAAGUGAAAAACUUGUCAGGUAUUAAGAUUUGGAGCCAUCCCGUCAGCAUUUAAGACAUCUCUAUUUCUUCCUAGAAGUGGUAGAUUCAAAUAAUUUUGCUUUAAUUAAAUAAGAGGGAAAAUUACCCUUUUUGGUCUUUGAGUUUUUAAGGUGUGCAUUUGGUCGUUUCAAUGGCU
This is a messenger RNA of Benincasa hispida (wax gourd), 1648 nucleotides long. RefSeq names its product kinetochore protein. Lineage: Eukaryota; Viridiplantae; Streptophyta; Magnoliopsida; Cucurbitales; Cucurbitaceae. The record is from RefSeq and is a predicted model, not a curated record.